AUGAAUCAAAUAUCAUUUGUUCUUCAGUCAAACAUGAAAGAGUCACUCAAAAUGAUUAAAUUAUUUAAAGAAGAAGGUAAAACAAUAACAGCAUGGGAUGUACUACUAAAUCAAUUAUCCUCAUUAACCGUUAAGGGUGUUUGCUUUAAAUCUGAUUCCCCAGAUGUUUUCUCAACGUUUCAGGGUUAUAAAUACAACAUUCUUGAAAAGCCUGAUUACUCAAAAAUUGAGAUGUUUAUGAAUUUCAUUAAAGAAGCCAUUUGUGAUAAUAAUGAUGAAGUGUAUAAAUACCUUCUCGGCUGGAUUGCAUCAAUGAUUCAACAUCCUGGAAUCAAGAAUGAAACAGCAAUUAUUUUGAAAGGACUUCAGGGAACAGGUAAAAACAGAUUUACAGACAUUAUUUCUGAACUUCUCGCAGGUUAUUCAUGUAAAAACAUUACUGAAAUAAGUGAGCUAACGGGUAAUUUCAACUCAGUAGUUGAAAAUAAAAUGUUUCUUGUACUUAAUGAACUCAAGAAUGUAGGUGAAGACAGACUCGCAAACUUCAACGCUUUGAAAUCAAUUAUAACGGAUAAUGAGAUUAGAAUUAAUGAAAAGAAUCAACCCAGAAGAACUGCUCAGAACGUUGCAAACUUCAUUUUCGUAACUAAUAACGUUUACCCUGUCAAAAUUGAAGUUGGAGACAGAAGAUACGUAGUUUUAAGAGUUAAUGGUAAAUUCAAGGGUCAAUUUGAUUACUUCAAGAAUUUAAUGGAUUCAUGCACAAAGGAAUUUUAUGAUAACCUUUUAACAUAUUUUAUGCAAUAUGACCUUUCAUCAUUUAAAGUUAGUAUCCCUAAGUCGUGUACAGCGGCACUGCGCGCCUCCGUACACCACUUAGCGGUUUUGACACUUUACGAAACCAGUAACGUAUAUUUUACAACACAACCAUAA
Molecule: messenger RNA, 933 nt
Organism: Trichomonas vaginalis G3
Lineage: Eukaryota; Parabasalia; Trichomonadida; Trichomonadidae
Exons: 1
Coding region: 1-933 (310 amino acids)
Source: RefSeq, a predicted model, not a curated record